AUCAUCUGGAGGAGGAGGAGGAGGAGGAGGAGCACAAAACUCCACUAGAGACUCUCAACAUAAAGUCCUAAAGCAAUUGUGUGCAAAGUCUGCGCCAGGGUCUCCAGGGAUGAGGAGCUGCUCCAGGCUGAGCCCACUAUGAGAAGGAGCCAGUUUGCUAUGGGAUGGACCAGGGAGAAGAGAACAAAUAUGUGUCCCAGCUUCAAGAGGUUUUCAACAGCUGUGACACAACUGGCACUGGGUACCUGGACAAAGAUGAGCUGACAGAUCUGUGUCACAAGCUCCAUCUAGACACACAGCUCCCUCUACUCCUGCAAACCGUUCUAGGAAAUGAUCAGCUUGCCAGAGUCAAUUUUGAGGAGUUUAAGGAGGGGUUUGUGGCUGUCCUGUCAUCAACUAUUGACAUCAGCAUCUCCGAUGAUGAUGAAAGUAGUUAUUUAGAGCCUGUUGUCCCUGAGGAGGUACAGCCUAAAUUUGUAAAAGGGAACAAGAGAUAUGGCCGACGUACACAUCCUGAGCGUGAAGGUGCUGAAAAUGAGAACAAGAAAUAUUUACAUGAUAAGGACCAUUGGAAAAGUCAGCUGAGGCGGUCUUCUUCAUUGGAGAGCGUAGAGAGCCUCAAAUCCGAUGAAGAAGCGGAGAUCGCCAAGGAGCCUCAGACUGAGAACUUUGAAGCACAAGGGCAACUGAGGACAUGGAACCCAGGAUUUUUUGACAGCCCCAGAAGAAUUUCCAGUGCUCAUGAUAUGACUGAAAACCAGGUGCGGGACAUCUGGGAGGAGUUGGGAGUAGGGAACAAUGGCUACCUCAACAGGCAGGAGCUUGCCACUGUGUGUAAGAACAUUGGACUUGAAGAUCUUUGUGAGGAGGAACUUGAAGACUUAUUUAAGAAGCUGGACAGAGAUGGAGAUGGCCUGGUAAGCUUCCAGGAGUUUCAGGUGGGAUUGUUCAGCCACGCACCUCUACCUGUUGCCUCCACCCCACUCAAGAAGAGACAUGCCUUCUUCCAGGUAGAGGAGAAUAGCCAUAACACAGCCUCACAGUCUCUGCUGUCUGGGUAUGGGGGCUUUCAUCUUUUCUCCAGCAUUGAUGAUGGGACUGGCUUUGGAAACCCAGAGCAGAUCAUGACCAUAUGGGAGGAGGAAGGGAUUCAAAACAGUAAAGAUAUAUUGAUGAGCCUGGAUUUUAAUGUAGAAGGACAUGUAAACCUCUUGGAUCUCACCACUGCUUUAGACAAUGAGUUAAUUGCAACAAAGAACAGACUCUAUCUGGCAGCAUUAGCAUCUUACAAGCACGAGUUACACCAUCAAUACAGCCAAAUCGAACAGGUCAGCAAGGAGAGAAACAAAGUAAAACAAGACCUGGAAAGAGCAGAGAAGAGGAACCUACAGCUGGCUGAUGAAGUGGAUGACCACAACUCUGUGAUGGAGAGUCUCAAUGAAAGCAAGAUCAAAGAUUUGGAGCAAGAGUAUAAGCAGCGCCUUUCCGUGAUUCGCACAGAGCUGGAAACGGAGAAGGAUCUUUUUCUGCAACAGUCUGAACAACAAAAGAAAAAGCUGGAGACAGAUCUUGCUAAUUUCCAAAUGGAAGAAGCCUAUCUGAGGGAAAAACUUAACCUGUCAAUAAAGGAGAACAGCAGGUUACAGAAGGAAAUGGUUGAGAUUGUUGGAAAACUCUCAGAAUCCGAAGAACAGGUGGUGAAGCUACAAACAAGCAUAGAUAAUAUACUGAAGGAAAAGAAACUGACUGAUCCUCAUGGUUCGGAGUUAUUCUCUCAGGAGGAAAAAUUUGCAGAGAUUAUCAGGCAGUAUGAAAUACAGUGCCGGGAAUUACGUGAUCGGAAUGAUGAGCUUCAGAUUCAGCUGGAAACUCUUCGAUCCCAGCUCAGUGAGAGCAGAUAUUCUCGCUUAUUGGCCAAGAUGAAAGACAACAAGCUGUUGCACCAUAAGGCGAAGGAUAAAAUAGAUGAUGGCCAUAAAACUACAAAGAAGGGGAUAUCCUUGAAGCCCAGAAGAAGUGCCUCAGCUGUAGGUUCCUGUGUGCUUCCAGCUUCCACGAUGACUAUGGAGGCUGAGCUGACAAAGCAUCAAGUAAAAGAACUGCAGCAAGAAAUCCAGGACCUCAAAAUACAGCUUGAAACUAAGGUAAAUUAUUACGAGCGGGAGCUUGAACUAAUGAAAACAAACUUUGAAAAAGAACGGAAAGACACUGAACAGAACUUCAAGUUAGAAAUCAGUGAAGUGGAGGAGCAGAAGGCAGACCUCGAGGAACUCAAUGCCAAAUAUCAAGAGGUCAUAGACAGCCUGAGAGAACAACUCCCCAAAUCUGGCCACAUCCAAGAAAUGGAAAAAAAGUUUGAAAAGGAGAGAGCUGAAAUGGAAGAGUAUUAUGCCAAAGAAAUUUCGGCGCUGGCCCAGAGACUGACCAACGAGAAGGAACAGCUGGAAGAGGAUCUAAAGAGGACACACCGGCAUGAACUGCAUUCCGUGAGGGAGGCAACAGAAGAUGAAGUUAUUGAGAAACUGGCACAGAUUGAAGCCAAAUACACACAUCAUUCUCAGUAUUUAAUGCAGCAGCACCUCAAUGAAAAAGAUGAGCUGGUGAGGAAGCACGACAUGGAGAAGAAUGUGUUAAUCCAGGAUCACAUCCGUGAGAUAAACCAAUGGGCAGAAAGGGAGAAAACCUUGAUGGCACAGUGGAAAAAAGAUCAGCUGAGACUGGUGGAACAACAAAAUGAAGACCAAGUUGGUAUCUGCAAGUCAUUUGCUAUUGAGAAGGAAAGAAUAGAAACCCACUAUAGAGAUCACAUUCAUGGGCUUAACCAGGAAAUUGAGGGCUUAAAUGCCCUUUUGAUAAAAGCAAAAAAUUCUUGUGUCAUAACGAGAAAACAGCAGCAACCGGUAGAGAAAAGACAUGGCAAUCCUGGUAUGGAGGGGACUGUAGCCGAUCUAAACCAGCAGGUGCUUUCUCUUUUGUCUGUGGAUGAUAAAGCAGAUGCAGGACAACUCAUAUGUGACAUACACCACCUUCAGGAAAAUACGCCAUUGAUGCAUGGCAUGGAUGAGGAACCUUCCCGUGACACUGUCAUAGAAAGGCACAAGAGGUAUAUCAAUAGUCCGAGUGCUCAGAACAAGCAGGUUUCCUUUUCUGUUGACGUGGCUGAAGGACAGUCUGCAAAAAAAUCAGAGGAAAGCACUUUGAUAAAGCUACAGGAGAUGGAAGGCAUGGUAACCUCUCCAAGAGCCCAGCCGCAAGAGCAGACAAAGGCUCAACAAACCCUUAAGAAAGAGCAAGGAAGAUUUGAAGGAGAAAAGGAACAUCUAAGCAGCUUGUUGGAAUCUAGGGCAGAUAAAUGCCUGCUUUCUGAGGACAAAGAUUUAAUUUCUCAGUUGCAGGAAAGCCGAGAACAUGUGCAGAAGCUGGAAUCAAUGCUUGAAUUUCAUGGUAGGGAGAGGGGGGUGGUCUUAGCUGGCAAUGUGGAAAAGGAUCACAGGCUGAAUUUAAUGAGAGGAGAGACAGUAAUGAUGGCAGCCCACCAAGAUUUGGCUGGUGAUGGCAUGCUUGAAAAGGUGUACCAGCCCAUGUCUGGAGAGGUGACACUAGAAGAUCUUGCAGCCAAAAAUGUUAUGUUACAACAACAGCUGAGGAGCAAUGAAGAUGAAAUGAACGUCCUGCAGAGGCAGAUAGAGGAGACUAUGAGUAAGUGCCAAGUGAUGGAAGAAUGGGCAACCAAGCAAGUGCAGGAUGCCAGGGAAGAGCUGGAGAGCGAGAAGGACCAUGUGAAAAACAGGUUGUUGGAGCUGGAAGACUUGGUACGAAGACUAGAACAACAGACUUCCGCUUGUCAGGAUGACAGUAUCCAGAUUGAGACUUUAAUCAAAGAAACUGAUAAAGCAUAUGGAAAACUGGAAGACGUGAACAAGCAGAACCAGGAUUACCAGGAGGAGCUGUCUCGGUUAAAUACACAACACCAGGAGGCAAUCCAUAAAAUGAACAUCAAACUGGAAGAGAUGAAUGAGCAAAAGGAUGAAGCAAACUCUGCUCUGGUUAGGCUGCAAGAAGCUAUAAAUGGUCUGGAGGAGGAAAAAUUUCAACAAGAGUUAUCUUGGCAAAAAGAAAGAGAACACUUGGAACAUGAACUCCAAAUAUCGAAGCAAGAGAAUGAAAAAUACUGGGAUGAGCUGUGCCAGCUGAAUGCUCAAGGCCUCCAGUUGACAAGCACAGUGUCCGAUCUGAGUUCUCAGAGAGAAGUGAAUUAUGAGACCAUUCAGGAACUGAAUGCCAGAAUCACGGAGCUCAUUGAUGAAAAGUAUGAAUCGGCCACUCGCAUAGAACAACUACAGGAAAAGCUUGGUGUCCUGGAGAGAGAGAGCCUUCAUAGCCAGUCCGAAAUGCAGAGAGAAAAAGCUCAGCUCCAGAGUGAGCGGCAGAUAUCACACCAGGAGACUGACAAAACCCAAAAUGAAAUAUUCCAGCUGAAUUGUACAGUGUCCAGUCUGAAGGCACAGAAUGAUGCUCACCAGGAGGCUCUGCAGAAGUUAGAAGGCAGGCUGGGAGAAAUGACCCAACAGAAGGAAGGACUUACAGCAACUAUAGAGAAGCUCCAGGACCAGCUCAGCUCUGUAGAGAAAGAGAAGGUCCAGCAGGAAGCAAACUGGCAACAGAUCCGAGUGAGACUGGAAUACGACCUGCAAAUAUCUAAAAACCAGAUUGAAAAUCUGAUGUUUAAGCACAAGCAGGAAAAGCAAGAUCUUCUGAAUGGGCUGGAUAAAACAAACAAGCAGCUUUUGGUUAUGGCGAACCUUCAAGAAGAAAUAUCCUCAUUAAAGCAAGUGAAGGAAUCUUUGGAGGAUCAGUGCCAGUCUGUAUCCAAACUUCUUAAAGAAACUACUGAGCAGGUGAGUCAGAUAGAAGAGCUGAAGUGUGAAUUAAAACAAGCCCAGGAAGAAUGCCAGAUGUGGAAGGAGAGCUAUGAUCAGCUGAAAGCGGAGCUGGAUGAGUCCCAUGAUGAGCUAUUAGAUGCCAACAGCACGUUGACUCUUGUGCAGUCUCAGCAUAUGCGAGAGGUCCAACAGUUGAAGGAGAAGCUGUGCAGUGCUGUGCCCAUGGAGCAGAUUGCUGAAUUACAGAACCGCCUGUUAGAGGAACAGCAGAAAGUCCAGCAGCUACAGGAGAGAAUGAGGUUUCACGCUGAGCAGACCAACUAUCAACUGGCAAUGCAGCAGGAGGAACAUGAGAAGCUCCUGCGUAGGAUAGAAGAACGAAUGCAAGAUGUAGAAAUGAAUCUAAAAAAUGUCCGGGAAAUGUUGCAAGAAAAAGUUGACCAGCUGAAUGAGCAGCUGGAGAAGAAUGCCAAAUCCGACCUACUUCUUAAAGACCUGUAUGUGGAGAACAGCCAGCUGAUGAAGGCUCUGCAGGUGACAGAACAGCGGCAGAAGAGCGCAGAGAAAAAGAACUACUACCUGGAGGAGAAGAUUGCCGCAUUAAACAAAGUCAUGAAGAAAAUUGCCCCAGCCUCUCUGGCGGUCUGACACUCUACGUGCACUAGUGGACUGACAUGGUUGACCAUACAUCACCGUGGCUUUCAGAACACUGAAAUUGUAGCAUCUUUUUAAUGGGUUUCAUGCAAGAAAUAAAAGCAAUGAGCACCGUAUAUAAAUGGGAACUAAAGAAUUCCAAGAGACAAUCACACGGGUAAAUACCAGAGCUUGGACUCUGUAGAAUCACCAGCUUUUUCUUUUUGGGGAGGGCUACAAAUGUAAGGCAAUGCCUGUCCAUUUGUAAGUCAACACUGAAUACCUGUCCCUGCUUCCUGGAGACAUUGGACUGUGGAGGACUAUGACAGUCCAUGCAUUACCCAACAAUGGCUGCUGUGCAGCUUUAUAUAAUACAAGGCAUAAUGUACAGAAUAAAUCCUCUCUCCUUUUAUGCAUCACCUGUGACAAAGAAAAAAGAAAAAAAAGUUGUCCCCUACUAACCAGUCGGAAACUGAAGGCAACUAUGUGAGUGGUUGUUACCUACAACUCUUUCAGUCAUGGAAAAUAGGGGCUUAUAUCUCUGGGAUUAUUUUAUUCUGCACUAUUUUGUAUCUAAGUAAGAAAAUAGAGACACAAACUACAUCAUUGUUUCUUCUAUGAACGGGUCCAUACAUGUUAGGGGUUUCAUGUAUAUUUCCACCAUCAGCGUUGAGUUACUCUAAGGCCUAAUGCACAUGGAUCCUUUUUAAACUAAACAAUAAUGAGUCUCGCAGAGAUGUGGCAUUGUUUCUAUGGAAGAAUAUCUGUAUACAUUAUACUCACUAGAAAUGUGGACAAAUAAAUGAACAGUCUCAGUGAGCAUCUCCAUCCUAGAAAAGGCUAGAGCUCGUCUUUUAUACAAUACUCUAGAUCAGUGGUCUCCAAACUGUGGCCCUCCAGAUGUUGUAAAACUACAAUUUCCAGCAUGCCCAGACAGCCAAAGGCUGUCUGGGCAUGCUGGAAGUUGUAGUUUUGCAUCAUCUGAAAGGAAACCGUUUAGACAACACUGUUCUAGAUGAAAGAUCAGACUUCCACAACUGCACAUACUGCUUGUAGACAGAGCAGGACUUCAUCUUCUUAUUUGAUGUCUCAUUAGGUAAAGCUGCCUCAUUUUAAACAUAAAAAUGCUUUGACAGCUUAACAUUAAAUAUUACUUGAAUAUCAAUUACUUGCCUCCAGUUUGGAAUUAAAGGGGUACUCCAGCGCUUAGACAUUUUAUCCCCUAUCCAAAGGAUAGGGGAUAA
Hyla sarda is the source of this 6760-nucleotide messenger RNA. RefSeq names its product ninein like (gene NINL). Gene Ontology annotation, biological process: microtubule anchoring at centrosome. Gene Ontology annotation, cellular component: centrosome. The transcript has 28 exons. Lineage: Eukaryota; Metazoa; Chordata; Amphibia; Anura; Hylidae. The record is from RefSeq and is a predicted model, not a curated record. Bases 165 to 5531 code for a protein of 1788 amino acids. Gene Ontology annotation, molecular function: calcium ion binding.